AUAAUAAGAGAGUGAAACAGUUCUUGAUGAGCUUUGCAACACUUUUAUUUUGCUGAAUGACGAAAGGGAACGUAACUAUAUAAUACGCCGUACUACAGGUCUUUCUUUGAAGUUCAUGUAAUUGUUCGAUUCAGCCUUGUCAAUUUGGUGGUGAAGAAUAUAAGGAAAGAGAAGAAAAAGGUCGAAUACUUCUGGGUUUUUUCCUUCGUUUCUUUCUAAUUUGGAUGAACGCAGUUUUAUUCGUUCAUUUAUUUAUUUCUAUUUAUUUUUUACUUUAAAUUAUUUAAUGCAAAGCAGAAAGGAAACAAUUGUGAAAUUCAAAGAACCGGAAAAGAAAUUUUUACGGAAAAAAAAUUUUUAAAUAACAACAGAAAGGAAGAAAUCUUGAAGUAAAAAUGGCCAAAGUUCUGGUAACGUUAUUUCAUUUGCUUUGUUUCCUCAUUACGGGAUUCGGCUUGUAUUACGACACCUUCGUUGUUACUUACGGCUGGUCAGUCUACGCCGGAAAAGUACGUUAUGCUACGUACUGGGAUAUCGUCUUACAGACCAUAUAUUUUGGACUGGCACUGGUAUCAGACAUCUACAAUCGCAAUGAUUUCGACAAGAACAAUGCAUUUUCGAACGAACUUUAUAGCAAAACGAAACUAAAGCGACUGGUAAGAUAUAUAUCUUGCGGUAUGGCAUUUCCUCUCGGUAACUUCGUCUGUUUAUCAUUCUGGAUUAUAUUUUUUUUUCAUCGUGAAUUGAUAUAUCCAUCCUAUCUCGAUGACAUUAUUCCGUGGUGGCUCAACCAUAUUCUUCAUUCGGUGCCCAUAGUGCUUCAGUGGUUGGAUAAAUUCUUCUAUAACCAAACGUACCCGAAGAAUGGAGUUAUAGGAAUUCUAGCUUUAACAGGUUGCUAUCAAGUGUGGAUGGUGUGGAUUGCGCAUCGUACGAGGACGUGGAUUUAUCCAUUUCUCGAUUAUCUACCGAUAUGGUACAGAAUAUUGUUCCUGGCAUGCAUGUGGGGUUGUCUUGCAGGAUUCUAUUUCGUUGGAGAGUUCUUACACUAUAUCUUUUGGACACGCAAAUCAAGAAAGAAUGUGAAAUUAUACUGAAAUAUAUUUUAAUGUAAACUAUUUUCUUCUUUUGAAGACAUAUAAACAUUUACAAUGAUAAAUGCAAAACAUUACACCAAAAAAAAAUAUAAAACCGACGUUGUAUCUCUCACACAUAUACAGAACUCUCACAUAUACGCGUUUUUAUGAACCUAUAUAUAUAUAUAUAUAUAUAUAUAUAUAUAUAAUAUAUAUAUAUAUAUAUAGAUGAGUGUGUGUAUAUUUAUGUAAAUGCAUUAGCUGAGAAAUUACAGGAGUGGCUUAAGGGCCUAAAAGUUUCGUCUCAAAGCAUCUAUCAAACUAAACAGAAUUUAAAACAUCCAUAUAUAUAUAUAUAUAUAUAUAUAUAUAUAUAUAUAUAGCAAAGUACUAAGCAUUCUGGAAGACUUCGGAAAGAAUACACUAAUUUUCACGUGAUAAUUGUAAUAUUAAAAAUCCCCUGACUGAUUGAUAAAUAUCAAUGCGAAAACGAAAUUUUGCUUACUUAUAUACAGGCACAAACACAUAUUCAUAUUUACAUAUAGUUAUAUAUAUACACAUGCACAUUGUCUGAUGCAAGAAACUAAUUAUACACACACACCAAUACAUGCACAAUCGCAAAUUCAAGUAUUUAUGCUUGCACACAACUUAAGCCAAUCGUGGUCUCAAACAAACUUAAUAUGUAUAAUAUAUUCAUAUAUAUGAACAUAGACAUGUAUAGCCAUGCGUUAAUGCACGUACUUGGGCGCACGCAUGCAAGCACACGCGAAUACACAAAACUCUGCAAACAGAUAUUGAAACAAUGAAUGUGAUGAAGGAUUUUCAGCGUAUCUUCCGAAGAGCAAUUUAACUGUACUGUGCAGUACUAAAGCGAAGGUUUAUGUGGAAAUGGUUCCGUCAUAAAUAGCAAGAGUAGUUAUACCCUUAAAUCAAAGAAUACUCCAAAAAGGAAGAUUAUAUUGUAUAAUCUAAUCUAUUUAGAUUAAACAUUAGCUAUAAUAUUGCACGUUCUUUUCAACAUCUAAUAAAUAAGGAUUUUCAUGCUUGUCAUAAACUCUACGUGGUUUUUGGUAGGCAUAACGUUAAGGUUAGUUUCCGAUGCCGUGAUAAUUUCGUCUUCAACAAGGAUCAAUUAGAAGAAGGAGGCACACACAAACAUAGAAAGCUUACUUCUGCAAUGUGGCUACCCCAUAAAUAAUCCCUGCCUAUUAAAAGGCAAAUGCCUUCGGAAAAGUGUUGUAUAGUGCGCACAAGUCUCUACUGAAAGCAGUGUACUCAAUGAAUGUACUUUUAUCGACAGACUUAUUUAUUCAGACAUGAACUCAAAAGUGGCUCAUCUUUACUUUCCAAAUAUAUCUGGGAUUUAAAAGAUAGAAGUGUUCUUAAUUAGAAAUCAACUGGUCAGUUACUGAAAUUGUGCCGACGUAUAUCAACAACAAAUGCUCUCGCUGUAUAUCAGAGCUGUACAAAAUAUUGACGCAACCACUGAACAUAUUCCCCUGGUCUUUUCUUGUUUUCAACAAAACAAAAAUAUCAUACGACUUUCUCAUCGGAUAAUAAUUUUCGUUCUUGAAAAACAAUGCCAUGCGCUUCUCUAAACGCAUAUGUACUUCAGAUCUCAUUUUCAUCAUCGCUUUUAGCUUCGACAUUUUUCUUUACUUUUUGACCUUUUAGCUUUAAGCCCGCUGCAGUUUUAUAUCUGUCGUCGUACCCCCGCUUCAGUAAGUAUGCCUGCAUCAUGUCUUUUCACGCUGCAUACCGACUAAUCACCCAAAAUGUUCUAUUCAAACACGAAAGCUUGAGUUAUACAAUUUUGACCAAACUUUACAUGCUCAGAUGUAUUACACUAGGUGGGCUGUCCGUCCUGUCCUGCAGAGCACUUUACAGCGAUGUAAUACUUGCAUACCUACAUUUUCUGAUAUUAUUCACGCAGAAGAAAAUACACAGAAGUACAUUACGGCUGUAUCUAAGUUAUGUUGACUUUGUAUUAUUUUUAUUAUUCAUGUGUUUAGCAUUAAUAUUUCUAUAAUACUUUAUUAAUAUUGUAUUAUUUCCUACUUAUUAUUUUUUUUUUUUUCGUAUAUUUCUUACUUCUUAAUAAUUAUCUACAUUCUCUGACCAAAGGUGGUGACUAGCUUAACAUGUUACAAGCGUGUCUAUAUGCAUACAAGCGCAUGCGUGCAUGCACACACACACACAUCUCUCUCUCUCUCUCUCUCUCUCUCUCUCUCUCUCUCUCU
This is a messenger RNA of Octopus sinensis (East Asian common octopus), 3316 nucleotides long. RefSeq names its product androgen-induced gene 1 protein-like. The record is from RefSeq and is a predicted model, not a curated record. The transcript has a single exon. Lineage: Eukaryota; Metazoa; Mollusca; Cephalopoda; Octopoda; Octopodidae. Gene Ontology annotation, cellular component: membrane; endomembrane system. Bases 396 to 1097 code for a protein of 233 amino acids.